AUUUAUGAGGCCUGGCCCACAAACGGUUAUUCUUGGAAGAACCGGACUCCAAAUCAUUUUUCAAAUCAAUUUUAUCUUUUGGCUCGUAAAUAUUGGUUUUUUUUUUUUUUUAUGUGUUUGGGCUCUUAAUUUACUUUUCAUUUUCUUCUUCAUACGCUACGGUACCAGAGCCUACUGUUUUGCCCUCCAAAAGUUGAGCAGGGUUUCUGGAUUUGAGUGCCCAAGAUGAGCACUGUAGACUUCAUAGAUUUAUGUAGUGAUGAUGAGAUUGUGGAGUCAGGUGGGAAGGAUUGUAAAAGGGGACCAGAUUUUGAUCUUGGAACACAUGAAACUGAAACCAAGAAGGUUCGUCGGAAAUACAAAAAGCAGUCAGAGCGAAAAAUAUUUGAGGAGAUUAGAAGUUCAAAUUCUUUGAGCACAAGUGAAAGUGACUCCAGUGUUUUAGAUCGAGCGUGUGCCCCAGCUGAUGAAUCGAGCCCUUUAUCUUUACCCUCUCGGUGUCUGCCUCCAAUUUGUCGCCAGUUCUGGAAAGCUGGGAACUAUGAGAUAGAACAGGGUUUUAAAGCUCCAAUACAAAAUGGGAAGAAUCGUUUAAGCGUUCACCCUAUGUUCCUCCACUCAAAUGCCACAUCACAUAAAUGGGCCUUUGGAGCUAUAGCAGAGUUGCUUGACAAUGCAGUUGAUGAGAUACCAAAUGGGGCUACUUUUGUUGUUAUAGACGAGAUUACCAACCCACGGGAUGGGAGUCCAGCUUUGCUUAUUCAAGAUGAUGGUGGUGGAAUGGAUCCAGAAGCGCUAAGGCGUUGUAUGAGCUUUGGAUUUUCAGACAAGAACUUGAUAUCCACCAUCGGACAGUAUGGAAAUGGGUUCAAGACAAGUUCUAUGAGACUUGGAGCAGAUGUUAUCGUCUUUACAUGUCACUCAAAGAAGAGGAUGCUAAGUCAAAGUAUCGGACUCCUCUCUUAUACCUUUUUGAGACAAACAGGCCAUGGCAAAAUAGUUGUACCAAUGGUGGAUUAUGAGUUCAAUGCAUCAACUAGAAAGUUCAAGCCCAUGCUUCCUCAUGGUAAAGAGAAUUUUUCAUCUAACCUGUCGAUUCUGUUGCAGUGGUCUCCAUAUUUAACAGAAGAAACACUGCUAAAGCAAUUUGAUGAUAUAGGGCAGCAUGGAACAAAAAUUGUUAUUUACAAUCUUUGGUUAAAUGAUGAUGGGGAUUUAGAACUGGAUUUUAAUGUUGAUGCCGAGGAUAUUCAUAUCAGUGUAGGCCCAAAAGUAAUUCAGAAAGGUCACCAUCCAAAACCAGUUUUUGACCAUCACAUAGCUAAUCUUUACCGCUAUUCUCUCCGCGUAUAUAUAUCCAUUCUGUAUCUACGGCUACCUGAAAGCUUCAAAAUAAUUUUGCGUGGACGAGUUGUCGAGCAUCAUAAUAUUGCCAAUGAUCUCAAGUUUUUUGAUUUCAUAUUAUAUAAGCCUCGAGUUGGUGGGAGUAUGGAGGCAGCAGUUGUCACCACUAUAGGAUUUUUAAAGGAUGCUCCACAUGUUGAUAUCCAUGGGUUCAAUAUCUACCAUAAGAACCGUCUAAUAUUGCCCUUUUGGCAUGUGGUCAAUAAAACCAACCGUCAUGGAAGAGGAGUUGUUGGUGUUCUGGAAGCAAAUUUUAUUGAGCCUAUUCACAGUAAGCAAGAUUUUGAGAAGACACCCCUUUUUCAAAAGCUUGAAACUCGUUUAAGGGAAAUGACAAUGGAAUACUGGGAAUGCUAUUGUGAAUUUAUCGGUUAUCAGCGUAAGAAGAAAUCUUCUCCAGUGUCGGUGCCUUCCCAGCAUGGACUAAAUAUGAAGAGGAAGGAACAAGCUUCUGCAAUGGAACUUGAACAUGCAAAAAGGCCAUCAGGAUCAGGGUCCUAUGCAGCUGAUACCCUGCACAUUGGAGUCGAAAAGCUUGCCAGUAGUAAUGAGCUUCAGUUGAAUGAUAAAGAAACUAUCCUAAUGCAAGCAAAUGAGAAACUCCAUUUACGGUUAAUGGGAUCGGAGCAAAGGGAGAAAGAACUUAAGCUAAAGGUGGAACAACUUAGAAGUGAACUUGCAGAUAAAAAGCUCGAGUAUUCGAGAAUGUUGGCUGAAUUAGAAUCGAUUGACACAAUGAAGAUGGAGAAAAAUGAUAGGAACUGUAAAUUACAUUCAUUUUUGGGACACACUUCCACUUUUAUAACGGGCUAGUUUCUCCAAUUUUCUCCCUCUUAACCUAACUAUAUAGGGUUUAAGAUUCUUAUGCAUGGAAAACCGAAAAUAGAACCAUUUUUACAUUCCAUUAUUUGGCUAACACUCGAACCACAAGCAAGUAUUAGGACUUGUACAUGAAAAACCUACAAUUAGCAUCCAAUAAAGAUUGUAUUACAUUACAUUCAUUGGGACUCUGAUACCAAUUUGAAUCAUUGCACCGUCUUACUUGGUUUCUGGGAAA
Messenger RNA from Cornus florida, 2461 nucleotides. RefSeq names its product protein MICRORCHIDIA 6-like. Gene Ontology annotation, molecular function: ATP hydrolysis activity. NCBI's taxonomy places the organism in Eukaryota, Viridiplantae, Streptophyta, Magnoliopsida, Cornales, Cornaceae. The record is from RefSeq and is a predicted model, not a curated record. The transcript is spliced from 20 exons. The coding region runs from base 226 to 2217 and encodes 663 amino acids. Gene Ontology annotation, cellular component: nucleus.